CUGAUCCACGACAUCUGCGGGGACUGGCUGAAGCCGAAGCCGGUGCCGGUCCUCCUGGGGAGUUUGCUGAAGAGGAAGAUGCUACCCAAGGCUGCCCUGCUGGUCACCACGCGGUCCUGGGCCCUGAGGGACCUCCGGCCCCUGAUGGAGCAGCCCAUCUACAUAAGGGUGGAGGGGUUCCUGGAGGAGGACAGGAGGGCCUAUUUCCUGAGACACUUUGGAGAGGAGGACCAAGCCACGCGUGCCUUUGAGCUGAUGAGAAGCAACGCGGCCCUGUUCCAGCUGGGCUCGGCGCCCGCGGUGUGCUGGAUGGUGUGCACGAGUCUGAAGCUGCAGAUGGAGAACGGGGAGGACCCGGCCCCCACCUGCCACACCCGCACGGGGCUGUUCCUGCACUUUCUCUGCAGCCGCUUCCCAAAAGGUGCCGAGCUCGGGCGCACGCUGCGGGCGCUGAGCCUCCUGGCUGCGCAGGGCCUGUGGGCGCAGAUGUCCGUGUUCCACGCAGAGGACCUGGAGAGCCUCCGGGUGCAGGAGUCCGACCUCCGCCCGUUCCUGGACAGAGGCAUCCUCCGCCGGGAUAGAGACUCCAAAGACUGCUACUCGUUCCUGCACCUCAGCUUCCAGCAGUUUUUCACUGCGCUGUUCUACGCCCUGGAGAAGGAGGAGGAGGAGGACGGCCACGCCUGGGACAUUGGGGAUGUGCAGAAGCUGCUUUCUGGAGAAGAACGACUCCAGAACCCUGACCUGAUCCAAGCAGGACACUUCUUAUUCGGCCUCGCCAACGAGAAGAGAGCCACAGAGUUGGAGACCACUUUUGGCUGCCUGAUGUCACGGGAGAUCAAACAGGAAUUACUGCGGUGCGACAUCAUUUGUGACGAGGACAGAUACUCAACCUUGACGGACCUGAAGGAGGUCUUACACUGUCUGUACGAGUCUCAGGAGGAGGAGCUGGUGAAGGGGGUGAUGGCCCCGUUGAGAGAAAUAUCCCUGCACUUAAGUGCCACAGACAUUGUGACCUCUUCGUUCUGCCUCAAGCAUUGUCGAAGUUUGGAGAAAAUGUCACUGCAGGUGAUAAAGGCAAAGCUCCCGGAGAAUGUCACUGCCUCUGAAUCAGAUGCUGAGGUUGAGAGAUCCCAGGAUGAUCAACACAUGCUUCCUUUCUGGACAGAUCUUUGCUCCGUAUUUGGCACAAACAAGGAUCUCAUCAUUCUAGAAGUCAAUAAUAGCUUUCUUAGUGCCUCGCUGUUAAGGAUCCUGUGUGAACAAAUAGCUUCUGACACCUGUCAUCUCCAGAGAGUGGUGAUCAAAAACAUUUCCCCAGCUGAUGCUUAUCGGAACCUCUGCCUAGCUCUUCAAGGUCACAAGACUGUAACACAUCUAAGACUUCGAUGCAGUACCCAGAACGAUAUGCUUCCUGCACUGUGUGAGGUCCUGAGGCACCCAAAAUGUAACCUGCAGUAUCUUGGGUUGGUGUCUUGUUCCGCCACCACUCAGCAGUGGGCUGAUCUCUCCUUGGCCCUUAAAGUCAACCAGUCCCUGACGUGCGUAAACCUCUCCAACAGUGAGCUCCUGGAUGAGGGUGCCAAGUUGCUGUACACAACUUUGAAACACCCAAAGUGCCUCCUGCAGAGGUUGUCGUUGGAAAACUGUCACCUCACAGAAGCCAUUUGCAAGGACCUGGCUGCCGUUUUGGUUGUCAGCCGGGAGCUGAUGCACCUGUGCUUGGCUGAGAACCCCCUCAGUGAUACGGGGGUGAAGUUUCUGUGUGAGGGCUUGAGUUACCCUGAGUGUAAACUACAGACCCUGGUGCUGUGGAACUGUGACAUAACUAGCAAAGGCUGCUGUCACCUCGCAAAGCUUCUCCACGAAAAAUCAAGCCUAAUGAACUUGGAUCUGGGGCAGAAUGACAUAGGAGUUCCUGGAGUGCAGGGCCUAUGUGAGGCUUUGAAGAAACCACUGUGUAACUUGAAACGUUUGUGGUUGUGGGGAUGUUCCAUCCCUCCGGCCAGUUGUGAGAACCUCUCCUAUGUCCUCAGCUGCAACCAGACCCUCAUCACUCUGGACCUGGGCCAGAAUCCCUUAGGGUAUAGUGGAGUAAAGUUGCUGUUUGAAACCUUGACACAUGCAAAUGGCACCCUCCAGACACUCAGGUUGAAAAUAGAUGACUUUACUGAUGAACUCGAUAAGCUACUGAAAGAAAUAGAAGGCAGCAACCCGCAACUGACUAUUGACACUGAGAAUCAAGAGCCCUGGAAAAAAAGGCCUUCUUCUGGCUACUUCAUUGUCUGAAUCCCCCCACCCCAGAGUCAUUCAUUCUCAAUGAAGCCAAGGAUUUCCCAGGUGUCGGUGAACUGCCUGUGACUCCCCCCCACCUCGCCCCCACUCCUCGGGGAAAUGAGUUGAUUGCUGGGUUAGAUGUUUUAGUCAUGGUUCUGCCUCUGUUUUAGGUAGAACGUGCAUAUGUCCUUGACCUUGUUAUGUAUGAUAUAUCUGUAUCACGGGUAUAUGGAGAGAAAUAAAGGUGAGAGCAUUCACAAAUGAA
Molecule: messenger RNA, 2542 nt
Organism: Sapajus apella (tufted capuchin)
Lineage: Eukaryota; Metazoa; Chordata; Mammalia; Primates; Cebidae
Gene: NLRP2
Product: NLR family pyrin domain containing 2
Exons: 8
Coding region: 79-2289 (736 amino acids)
Biological process (GO): negative regulation of tumor necrosis factor-mediated signaling pathway; regulation of inflammatory response
Cellular component (GO): cytoplasm
Molecular function (GO): protein binding
Source: RefSeq, a predicted model, not a curated record